AUGAACAGGUAUUAUGAUUUGGUCGAUGCCAUAUUUUCCUUGAAAUUUGUGUUCAAAUCUAAUAUUAUUUUGAUCGGUGACUUCAACAUACCUGAAUACAGCUCCUACUUAAGGAGGCUGCUUGAUAUGGUUAUUUCUAAUAUGUCAUGUGAAGUUCAAAAAUCUGAUGAGAACCUUGUUGCUGAAGAUGCUCAUCAUCCGUCUCUUCUUGUGACGGUUAAAAGUCCUAUUCGGCGAACGAGUUUUAUAAAAGGUGUGAUUAAAUUUGAUAGCUUGAAUUUUCGUAAAGUUGACAUUGCGUUGCUUAAUGACGGCAUUUCUUCUAUUGAUUGGUCAUCUUUAUACAACUGCAGUGAUGUCAAUUUAGCGUGCAAGCUCAUAAACAAAAUAAAAAUGAAAAGCAAGUUCUGGAAAAAAUAUAAAACAUAUCGUAACGAGGAGGAUUAUAAUGAAUAUAGAAAACUGCGUAAAGAUAUCAAAGGAAAAUUGGCAAGACUUUAUAAAGAAUAUGUAGCGAAGGUUGAAAACCAAAUUUCCAGUGAUCCGAAUAAAUUUUGGCAGUUUAUUAAAUUUAAGACAAAUGGGCCAGGCGAAAUAGUGCACGCAUUUUCCGAAAUGUUUAAAUCAGUUUACAAUCCUCAUUCAUGUAUUGGGUGGAAUAACUCGCCAACAGAUAAUUUUAAUCUAUCGCAGCUUGUGUCACUUAUUCCUGUUUCAGAACAUGAUGUUAUUGAAGCUAUGCAUCAACUCAAACCUAAAUAUACGGCUGGUCCAGACCAAAUACCGGCAUUAAUCAUCAGAGAAUGUGCUGACAGUCUUGCUAGACCUUUGAAAGUUUUGUUUAAUUUAUGUCUGGAAAGUGCUUCUUUUCCAGAUAUGUGGAAAGACGCUAAAACUGAUGUUAUUUACCUUGAUUUAUCAAAGGCAUUUGAUAAAUUAGAUCAUAGUAUUCUGUUGACUAAACUUAGUAAUAUGGGCUGUACUCCAAGAGUUGUCGAAUUUUUUUCUUCUUACUUGUGUAAUCGUAAACAAUAUGUUUUCGUUCAUGGUUUUUCUUCAGAGGAAUUCAUAGCGACUUCAGGGGUACCCCAGGGAUCAGUUCUAGGACCUUUGCUAUUCAAUUUAUUUAUUAAUGAUCUCGUGGCGGAGCUGAAUGUACCAUGUCUACUAUACGCGGAUGACAUAAAGAUUUUUACUAUCAUCCGCAAUCCUUCGGAUUGUGAAACUCUUCAAAACAACCUUGACUUUGUCACAAAAUGGUGUCGCAUGAACAAGCUUCCUGUUAAUAAAAACAAAUGUGUUGUUAUGUCUUUCGGACUUAAGUUUGAUGAAAUAUUGUGGAAUUACACAAUAAAGGAUUUUCUACUGAGUAGACCGGAAAACAUGUUCAGAGGACGAACUGAUGGAUUCUAUCCUAGUGUAGGAUACUCCCAGAUCAUACUUUUAGAAAGGUUUGCUGUUCAAACUCUUACUCAAAGAAAUUGUCCCAGUUUACUUGCACAGAUCAAUUUCCAUGUAAACGUAAGAUCUUACAGUUCGAGGCAGGGAUCAUUAUUUUAUAAUCACACGCCGCGUACUAAUGUGUUGAAAUAUUCACCAUUACAAACUAUGUGCAGGCUAGGGAACUAUGUGAAUCUACACCUAGACUUAUUUCAUACCACUGUCAAUGAGCUGAGGAGUCUUGAAUAUUCGGAUUUAUCUUGA
Zophobas morio is the source of this 1704-nucleotide messenger RNA. RefSeq lists its product as uncharacterized. Lineage: Eukaryota; Metazoa; Arthropoda; Insecta; Coleoptera; Tenebrionidae. The record is from RefSeq and is a predicted model, not a curated record. The transcript is spliced from 8 exons. Bases 1 to 1704 code for a protein of 567 amino acids.